Molecule: messenger RNA, 2211 nt
Organism: Elgaria multicarinata webbii
Lineage: Eukaryota; Metazoa; Chordata; Lepidosauria; Squamata; Anguidae
Gene: TIPARP
Product: TCDD inducible poly(ADP-ribose) polymerase
Exons: 6
Coding region: 103-2085 (660 amino acids)
Cellular component (GO): nucleus
Molecular function (GO): zinc ion binding; NAD+ poly-ADP-ribosyltransferase activity; NAD+-protein mono-ADP-ribosyltransferase activity
Source: RefSeq, a predicted model, not a curated record
CGCCGCCGCCCGUUGCAAAGGUUGGCUCUUGUAAGGCACUGGGAGACUUGGAAGUGACUCGGAAGGGGGUGGAGCUGUGGACAGGGGAAGCGUCUGAAACGGAUGGAAACUGAGCUGGAACCUCCGUGUGCCAUUCAACAGGCCCACUGCCAGGAAAUGGAGUGCUCUGCCCCUUCGGAGGUCUUCCCUCCCCCGAUGAGGAUUCCUGAAAAGAUGCCACCAGUCAAGCCUUGCUUUAAGAAGAAGCAGCAGAUGCAGAAAAGGUUGGAUACAGAAGCGCUCCGGGCUUUGCGUCCCAUCUUUACCAGUUUGCUUGGCACGGGCACCUUGGAUGAGAUCUUUGUGCCCAGGGGACAGAAUGCCGGCCAUGGUAACUUGUGCGAACCUGUUGCAAAGAAGGACUUGGGGGACGCGGCUCCGUGCCCACCCCCGAAUGACAGUGUGUCGGUGUUGAUUCCAGGAACGCCAGGUGCUCAGGGGCAAAUAUCCGAGGGUUCUCCGGAAAGGGAGGCCCAGCCUGGGGAGCAGAGCUUCCCCUCUGCUACCUCUCCAACAAAUGAGCCAUUCCAGGACCACUCCUUGCAUGCUGCCUCCAAUACUGCUGCUGCUGCCUUUCUUUCGUGCCCUGGCAAGAUACUUGAAGGUUGCCCUCCUGGGGCACUCCCGGACAAUAAUAGCUGCCUGGUCCAGUGCAACGUGAACCCGAGUGAGAAGUUUGGAGCUGGGCUUUUCCAGAACAAAAGUGAGGAAGCUUCUCUGGAUCUCGUGUUUGAACUUUUGAACCAGCUGCAGUAUCACACCCACCAGAAGGACAGAAUUGACAUCUGUGUGAAUUUCCUACAGGGUGUGUGCAUCUAUGGCAGCGAUUGCCCCAAGCAUCACACGGUCCUGCCGUAUCACUGGCAGGUCAGGAGGACAGCUACCCAGAUGUGGCAGAGCGUGAACACCGACUCACAGGAGCAUUUGGAAAGACUCUACUGCAAUCCGGACAAUGACAAGGUCAAAGUCAGAUAUUGUGGUCACGAUUUUUUAGUAGACUUGAAUACUUUGACGUUUUACGACACAACGGAAUUCGACCAGUUGAGGAGGCUGUCUACACCUGUGUGCACAAGUGCCAACUCCAACUACUACACAAUCUGGAAAUACUUCUGCAGGGACCACUUUGGCUGGAGAGAAUACUCGGAGCCUGUUGUACGAUUGAUAGAAGAAGCCAACUGUCGAGGUCUGGCAGAAGUUCGAUUUGUUACAUGGCACAACCGUUAUAUCUUGAACAUUAAAGAUGGCUUCCAGCAAAAUGCAUGCGUUCGAAGAGAAAUAAAGAGAAGACCACUCUUCCGCUCCUGUGUGAUCCUCAUGCCAUUCUUGCAGACUCUUGGCGGCAGUCCCACGGCGCCGACGACCGAGUCCAUCGCCUCGCAGGUCUUAUCCCCGACUUCUGUUACCUCUCCAAACUUCUAUCCUGAAACUUGGAUUAACAUGGAUCCGGCUCAGGACUUCAUUCAAGUGCCUGUUUCAAAGGAAGACAAAAGCUACCGAACCAUUUAUAAUCUCUUCCAUAAGACUGUGCCAGAGACCAAAUACCGGAUUUUGAAAAUACUGCGAGUUCAAAACCAGUUUUUGUGGGAGAAAUACAAGAGAAAAAAGGAAUACAUGUCUAAAAAAAUGACAGGACUAGACAGAAUCACGAAUGAAAGACACUUGUUUCACGGGACCUCGGAGGACGUCGUGGAUGGGAUCUGCAAGCACAACUUUGACCCUCGGGUGUGCGGGAAACAUGCCACCAUGUUCGGGCAAGGCAGCUACUUUGCCCGCAAAGCCAGCUACUCGCAUAACUUCUCCAAGCGCUCGCCCAAAGGGAUCCAUUACAUGUUCCUGGCUAAAGUACUGACGGGAAAGUACACGGUGGGCAACCACACCAUGAGGAGGCCUCCCCCAGUGAAUCCCACUAGCAUCACCAGUGACCUCUACGACUCCUGUGUGGACAACUACUUUGAGCCCCAGAUCUUUGUCAUCUUUAACGACGACCAGAGCUAUCCCUAUUUUGUUAUCCAGUAUGAAGAAGUUAGCAACACUGUCUUGAUCUGAAAGAUAUAUUUCCUGUCGAUAAGUUAUUGUUUGUAACCAACUUUAACCUGAUAUUUGUAGAAUGGACCCCUUUGUUGGGGAAGGGAAAAACCCAAUUGUGGAACUUUUAAUAAAGAUACGGGGGGU